AUGGAUGAGGAAGUGACCUUAAUGGAUUGGGGGAAUGCAAUUGUAAAAGAAAUUAGAAAGGGCCAAGAUGGGUAUGUCACGCAUUUAGCUGGGGUUUUGCAUCUUGAGGGAUCUGUUAAGACCACAAAGUUGAAGCUCACCUGGCUGCCGGACAUAAGUGAACUUGUAACACUCUCUUUUGUAGAGUUCGACUAUUUAAUUUCAAAGAAGAAGCUCAAAGAAGAUGAGGAUUUCCUUGAUGUACUUAACCCAUGUACGAAAAAGGAAACUGUAGCCCUUGGAGAUUCAAAUUUGCGGAGCUUGAAGCAUGGAGAAAUACUGCAGCUGGAGAGGAAAGGCUACUUUAGAUGUGACGUUCCCUUCAUGAGGCCUUCAAGGCCCACAGUUUUAUUUGCUAUUCCAGAUGGGAGGCAGCAAACUGGAUCGAAGUAA
Messenger RNA from Ilex paraguariensis (yerba mate), 432 nucleotides. The record is from the annotation of a GenBank genome assembly. Lineage: Eukaryota; Viridiplantae; Streptophyta; Magnoliopsida; Aquifoliales; Aquifoliaceae.